AUGGAGUGGAGAAAUGAUGUUUUGAGUUUCAGCGGUUUUGAUUAUGGUGUUGCAUUGAAAAAUAAUGGUAUGAAGUUUUGUAUCACUUGAAGACUUUCAAAUUUUUUCAGAAAAUAAAUUUGACCAAUUAUCAGAGAUACAAGAAAUAAGCGAAGAUGAAAUAAGCCGAAAAUCGGAAAAUGUUGAAAGGGAUAAAUAUUUGAGAACAACUUGUAUGUUUUCAAAUCACACAUUAUUUAUCUGAAAAUCAAGUUUUUCAGAUAUAAGUUCGUUGUCAGAUGAAAUUGCAGAAUCAACAGCAAUCGAGCCCAAUUUGAGUAUUGAGGAAAAUGCGAAAAAAGAAAAAGCUAACACAAAACGGCUGGAUUUUGAGGCAAUUAAUGAGAGAGCUGUUGAGAAUUUGUAUUUUAGAAAUGUAGAGCAAGCGGAGAAGAAAUGUAUGUUUCAUGAAUUUAAAUUAUUUUUACGAAAAUUUAAGAUUUUCAGUGACAAUGAUAAGUCAGAUGCGGAAUAAAUGGCGUAAAGGUGAGAUGAUAAAUCGAUCCCAAUUGAAAACAACUCUUCAGCCGAAUCCAUGGAAAUUUGA
Messenger RNA from Caenorhabditis angaria, 586 nucleotides. The record is from the annotation of a GenBank genome assembly. Lineage: Eukaryota; Metazoa; Nematoda; Chromadorea; Rhabditida; Rhabditidae.